AUGGCUCCCAAACAGUGCCCUUUUGAACAAAUGAAAGGAGUGUUCUCUUCCACCUUUUAUCUUUCUCUUUUCUUCUUUAUCAGUGUCCUUUUAUUGCUUAAACUCACAAGAAAAAACAAAUCCAAAACCAACUUGAAUCAGCCUCCAUCACCACCAAAACUACCAAUCAUAGGCAAUCUUCAUCAGUUAGGCACACUGCCGCAUCGAUCUCUUCGAAACCUUGCUCUUAAGUACGGUGGCAUGAUGAUGUUGCAGUUGGGGCAGAGACAAACACCAACUCUGGUGGUUUCAUCUGCAGAAGUGGCCAUGGAAAUCACGAAAAAUCAUGACAUAGCUUUUUCGAACCGGCCUCACAACACUGCUGUCAAAAUAUUGUUGUAUGGAGGCAAAGACGUUGGGUUUGAAGUCUACGGAGAAGACUGGAGGCAGAAAAGAAAAAUAUGCGUGGUCCAAUUUUUGAGCAUGAAAAUGGUGCAAUCGUUUGGUUUCAUCAGAGAAGAAGAAGUUGCAGAGUUGGUGAGGAAGCUGCGUGAAGCAAGCUGCAGUGAUGCGCCUUACGUGAAUCUGAGUGAGAUGAUUUUGUCAACCUCGCUCAAUAUCAUAUAUAAGUGCCUCUUCGGACGGCAGUAUUCAGGAGACAGUGACGGAAGGGUGAAAAAGGCGGUGAAAAAUAUUAUGAUUCAGAUUACAGCUUUCAGUGUGAGGGAUUACUUUCCAUUGUUGGGUUUUGUUGAUGAUCUCACCGGAAAAAUUGGAGAGUUCAAGGCCACUUUUGAAGCCUUGGAUGCUGUUUUUGAUAAAGCAAUCGAAGAACAUUUGACAGCUAAAGCGCACUCCCAGAAGGAAACCUUCCUGAAUAUUCUCCUCCAACUUCAAGGCCAUACCACGCUCACCAGAAAUGAUGUCAAAGCACUUAUUAUGGACAUGUUUAUUGGUGCAACUGAAACAACUGCAGUAGCAUUAGAAUGGAGUAUUUCGGAACUUGUGAGAAAUCCACGCAUAAUGAAGAAAGCACAAGAAGAAGUGAGAGAAGUCGUGGGACAUAAAGCUAAGGUAGAAGGAAAGGACAUGAGUGGAAUGCAGUACCUAAAGUGUGUAAUCAAAGAAACUCUAAGGUUGCAUCCACCUGCUCCUCUGUUGGCUGUUCGAGAAACAAUAUCUAGCGUGAAGCUGAAUGGAUACGAUAUUCCUGCAAAAACAAUGGUAUAUAUCAAUGCAUGGGCAAUUCAAAGAGACCCAAAAUUUUGGGAAAACCCUGAAGAGUUUCUACCAGAGAGGUUUGAAAGCAGUAAAGUUGAUUUUAAAGGUCAAGAUUUUGAGUUUAUUCCAUUUGGCAUUGGAAGAAGAGGCUGCCCUGGAAUAAAUUUUGGACUUGCUUCUGUUGAGUAUUUGUUGGCUAAUCUUCUCUACUGGUUCGACUGGAAACUUCCAAACACUGAGCCACUAGAUAUGAGUGAGAUAUUUGGGCUCGUGGCUUCAAGGAAAACACCACUUAAUCUUAAACCGAUGAUAUAUUAA
Sphenostylis stenocarpa is the source of this 1518-nucleotide messenger RNA. NCBI's taxonomy places the organism in Eukaryota, Viridiplantae, Streptophyta, Magnoliopsida, Fabales, Fabaceae. The record is from the annotation of a GenBank genome assembly.